CGGACUCAUAACUAACUCAGGCUCGUUUUGCCCCGGAGUCUUUUCGAAAGGGGAUAUACGUCAGUACGUUUCUACGUGAAACGGCGCUAUUCCGGCGUGUUAUAACAGCUUCCGGCGGAGCCUGGUUGUUGAUGUCCUGCGUUUGUCGCCGUGUUGCGCUGAAGUUGUGCGAGCUCCGGGGAGUGCGGAGGAAUUCUUGUAUUAGCUGCGGUAACCUCAACAGCCCGCCAAGAUGGCGAUGCAAGCGGCCAAGAGGGCGAACAUUCGACUUCCACCUGAAGUAAAUCGGAUUUUGUAUAUAAGAAAUUUGCCCUACAAAAUCACAGCUGAAGAAAUGUAUGACAUAUUUGGGAAAUAUGGACCAAUUCGUCAAAUCAGAGUGGGGAAUACACCUGAAACUAGAGGAACAGCUUAUGUGGUCUAUGAAGACAUCUUUGAUGCCAAGAACGCUUGUGAUCACCUGUCGGGAUUCAAUGUUUGUAACAGAUACCUUGUGGUUUUGUACUAUAAUGCCAACAGGGCAUUUCAGAAGAUGGACACAAAGAAGAAGGAAGAACAGUUGAAGCUUCUCAAGGAGAAAUAUGGCAUCAACACAGAUCCACCAAAGUAAACAUUUUCUGCAUUUGUAUUUUGGACUGAGACCUGUGAAUCACCACCACCCCUUUUCAGUUUUUAAUUAAUACUGAAUAUUGCGGUUUAUUAUUCAAGAUUCAAAAUAACCUGCUUGAAACUUUGAUACAUGUUAGAAUAUAUUGUUAGUAAACUUCUGGCUUUUUUGUAAAACAUGUCAGUGUUUUCUCUGGAACUUUCCCCUCCUGUUUGAUACAAGGAAAAAACACAGCAGUUGAACCGUAGCAGGAAUUGUUUGGUGGUAGGUGGUCCUCGAAACUGAGCUUCUUGAGAGCAGGGACCUUUUUGUAUUCUUAAUGCCUCCAGUGUCCAGCCCAGUGCUUAGCCAUCACGGGAACUUGUUAGAAUGUUGUCAUUUUUGAGUGUCUAUUAAUAAUGAAAUCUUCCUAACAACUCAGUGAAGCUUAGAUAGGUAUCUCCUUUUUGCAGAUAAGGAAGCCAGAGUUCACUGUGUUGGUUGAUUGAAUAAAAUGUUUACAUUAAAAGUUGCUGUAACAUCAA
This is a messenger RNA of Hipposideros armiger (great roundleaf bat), 1131 nucleotides long. It is a transcript of the gene SF3B6, whose product is annotated as splicing factor 3b subunit 6. The record is from RefSeq and is a predicted model, not a curated record. Lineage: Eukaryota; Metazoa; Chordata; Mammalia; Chiroptera; Hipposideridae. Gene Ontology annotation, molecular function: mRNA binding. The coding region runs from base 233 to 610 and encodes 125 amino acids. Gene Ontology annotation, cellular component: cytoplasm; nucleus. The transcript is spliced from 4 exons.